Parnassius mnemosyne (clouded apollo) is the source of this 555-nucleotide messenger RNA. NCBI's taxonomy places the organism in Eukaryota, Metazoa, Arthropoda, Insecta, Lepidoptera, Papilionidae. The record is from the annotation of a GenBank genome assembly.
AUGCCAACUUGGAAUCAAAUUCAAUCACAAUUAAGGAAUCCAAAUAAUCCUGUAGUUUUCUUCGACGUGACAGUAGGAACCACUGAAAUUGGCAGGAUGAUUUUUGAAUUAUUUGCAGAUGUUGUACCAAAAACUAGUGAAAAUUUUAGAGAAUUUUGUACCGGUGAAUAUAGAAGGGAUGGGGUUCCAUUAGGAUACAAAGGGGCCACAUUUCAUAGGGUUAUUAAAGAUUUUAUGAUACAAGGUGGAGACUUUGUAAAUGGUGAUGGAACAGGAGUAAUGAGUAUUUAUGGAGGGAGUACAUUUGCAGAUGAGAACUUUGCACUAAAACACGACUCACCAGGACUUCUCUCAAUGGCUAACAGUGGCAAAGAUACAAAUGGUUGUCAAUUUUUUAUAACAUGUGCAAAGUGUAAUUUCUUAGAUAAUAAACAUGUAGUUUUUGGAAGGGUUAUAGAUGGAUUAUUAGUCAUGAGGAAAAUAGAAAAUGUACCUACUGGUCCUAAUAACAAACCAAAAAUUCCUGUAACAAUAUCACAGUGUGGUCAGAUGUAA